AUGUUCUUUAGCCGUGUCUCUUUCGCGGUGGCCGCCGUUUUCUUUGGUGCCGCCGCCGCUAUCGACAACGGUGCCGCCUACCUCGACCAGCGUGACGCGCUUGUUGUGCGCAACGGCGAAACGAUCACGGUUACUGUCUCGGAGCCUGCCACUGUCACCGUCACUAUCGCGGGCGCCUCUCCCUGCGAGUCGGACCAGGACACGGAGACGGUGGGCUCCAGCACCACCCCGAUUGAGACCUACACCACUUCGUCCAUCGAGACGUACACCACGUCCACCGAGACGUCGACAAGCACAUCCACCGCGACCAUCCCCGGCACCUCGUCGGUGACCUCUACGGUUUCGACGGUCCCCGACGUCCCCAGCAGCGCCGAGGUCUCGUCGUCGGCGACCACCACCCACACUCACCCCACCACCGCCGAGGUGUCCACGACGGAUACUUCGACGACGGCGACCCCCACCACGACCGUCAAUGGUGCGGGCAACAACAAGGCCAAUUUGGUGGGUGGCGUUGUCGCUGGCGGCGCCGUCGCGCUCGCUUUGGCCAUGGCCUAA
Messenger RNA from Chaetomium fimeti, 555 nucleotides. RefSeq lists its product as uncharacterized. Lineage: Eukaryota; Fungi; Ascomycota; Sordariomycetes; Sordariales; Chaetomiaceae. The record is from RefSeq and is a predicted model, not a curated record. The coding region runs from base 1 to 555 and encodes 184 amino acids. The transcript has a single exon.